GCUUACCCUCUCUAGAUCCAUCCAACAGCUCUACAACUUCUUCUUCAGGUCCUUUGACAGGCUUUUCAGCAAACAUACAAGGAGCACGGGUUUACCUUCAAGGGCCAGCGCCUGUUGGGACUCCCAGCUUUAACAGACAGCAUUUUUCACCACAUCCUUGGACAAGCGCAACAAAUUCAUGUGAAUCUCCUAUUCCAUCAGUUUCGUCAGGAUCAUCUUCGCCUCUUUCAGCUGCUUCUGCACCUUCUAACUUGGGCCAGCCAAAAACGGGUAACGCCAAUCAAGAUCGAAAGGUACCCCCUCCCAUCGGAACAGAAAGGCUGGCUCGAAUUCGACAGGGAGGAUCGGUCACUCCUACACCCUUAGGAACCAACUUCACAGCUCCUGUUGGUCACAGCGGUAUUUGGUCCUUUGGAGUUAACAGUGUAUCUGAAGGCUUGUCAGGUUGGUCUCAGCCUGUCAUGGGAAAUCAUCCGAUGCAUCAGCAGCUGUCGGACCCAGGCACAUUUUCUCAGCAUCAGCCAAUGGAGAGAGAUGAUUCUGGAAUAGUGGCUCCCUCAAAUAUUUUCCACCAACCUAUGCCAAAUAGUUUUGUCGAUUUUUCUAAAGGCCUACCAAUCUCCAUGUAUGGCGGCACUCUCAUACCCUCGCACCCUCAGCUAGCGGAUGGCCCAGGAGGCCCUCUCUUCAACGGGCUCCAUACUCCAGAUCCCGCCUGGAACCCCAUGAUCAAAGUUGUCCAGAACUCGACAGAAUGUACGGAUGCUCAGCAGAUUUGGCCUGGCACCUGGGCACCUCACAUUGGAAACAUGCAUCUCAAGUACGUCAACUGAUUUAAGGGUGUCUAUUCUUUUUUAGCCUUGUUUGAGAAUCUUUAUGAUCUUGAAGAACCUUGGGGAUUUUUUUUAAUGUGCCUAACUAAGGAAUUUUUCUGUGGGCUGUAAAAAAUGGAAACUUGAUUGCCCAUUGUAUAAGAACAAAUUGAUUUACCUAUACAAACUGAUUCUGUUCUCUAGUUAGUUUAGCCAUUAAAAUUAAAAAUCAGACUAAACUAGUGCUUUUGGCUAAACACUACUGAACGCUCCUUGUAUGCAGCAGAGAACUAUCUGAUUACAUGAUUUCAACCUUUUAGGAUGGUAAAUACAUCUAUAAUUGUUUACAUACUUAAAAAGAAAAGCUGAGUAAAAUUCAUGUGGAAUAGUGGC
This is a messenger RNA of Antrostomus carolinensis (chuck-will's-widow), 1205 nucleotides long. Its product is annotated as ankyrin repeat and KH domain-containing protein 1-like. The transcript has 5 exons. Gene Ontology annotation, biological process: innate immune response. Lineage: Eukaryota; Metazoa; Chordata; Aves; Caprimulgiformes; Caprimulgidae. The record is from RefSeq and is a predicted model, not a curated record. The annotation marks the transcript as partial. Gene Ontology annotation, cellular component: cytoplasm.